Sorex araneus (European shrew) is the source of this 4300-nucleotide messenger RNA. RefSeq names its product RNA exonuclease 1 homolog (gene REXO1). Gene Ontology annotation, cellular component: nucleus. The transcript is spliced from 16 exons. Bases 126 to 3725 code for a protein of 1199 amino acids. Gene Ontology annotation, molecular function: exonuclease activity; nucleic acid binding. The record is from RefSeq and is a predicted model, not a curated record. NCBI's taxonomy places the organism in Eukaryota, Metazoa, Chordata, Mammalia, Eulipotyphla, Soricidae.
CUCGGAGGAAGAUGGCGGCGGCGGCGGCGGGGUCCGUGAGGCGCGGGCGGCGGCCACCGCGGCGCCACUGAGGGGCCCCGGGGGCCCGCGCGGCUCCGGGCUGGGGCCCCGCCGCGGGACGGACCAUGCUACGCUCCACCGGAUUCUUCCGGGCCAUCGACUGCCCCUAUUGGGCCGGGGCGCCCGGGGGGCCCUGCCGGCGGCCCUACUGCCACUUCCGGCACCGCGGGGCCCGGGGCCCGGGUGCGCCCGGCGGCGGCGGAGCGGCGCCCUCGGCAGCAGGGCUGGGCUACGACCCCUACAACCCCGAGCUGCCCAAGCCCCCCACGCCUCGGGAGAAUGGCGCCCUGGGCCGCGGGGACGAGCCGCGCGCCGGCGAGCUGGAGCUGGAGCUGGUCAACCAGGCUAUCGAGGCCGUGCGCUCUGAGGUGGAGCUGGAGCAGCGGCGCUACCAGGAGCUGCUGGACACGGCCCGCGAGCAGGGCGCUGCGCCUGACGCCCCGGGCCCCGCCGGCCUGGACGACGGCACCUUCUCGCUCGCUUUCGACUACAGCCCCGGCCGCUGCGGCGCAGGGCCCCCCGACGCCACCUACCAGCCCACCCCGCUGGCCCCCGUCGAGGCCGGUGGCAGCAAGUACUCGCUGGGCCCCGGGGCCAGCGGCGGCGGCGCCCUGGAGUACAUCCCCAAGGCGCUGAGCCAGCCCCGGCGCGCCCGGCCGGUGCCCAGCGGCAAGUACGUGCUGGAUGACUCCAAGCCGUCCACGGACCUGGAGUACGACCCGCUGUCCAACUUCUCCGCCCGGCUGCUUAGCAGGAGCAGGGCCGGGGCCAGUGACGAGCCCUCGGCCAAGCGGCCCCGGGGCUCCCGACCCAGUGAGCCCUACACGCCCGCCCCGGGCAAGCCCUGUGACCCCUUUGCCGGCUGCGAGGCCCGUUUCUCCGACUCCGACGACGACGAGGAGAGCGAGGCGCCUGGGGCCCCCGCCAGUCCCCCCAGAGACCAGGCUGCUGCCCCCACCACGGGGAGCCGGAGUCCCCAGAGGCCAGCCUCCAAGGAGGGCCACCAGGAGCCCGAUGAGGGGGCGCUGCGGCUGACCAGGGAGACGGCCGUGCAGUGCGACGGGGGGGACCUGGGCCAGCCCCCCGGCACCAAGCCCACACCCCCUGGCCCCGCCUCCCAGGAGCACCGUGACCCCAAGGAGGGGAAGCCCAAGAAGAAGAGCCACAAGGACAAGGAUGGCGUCGCCAAAAAGGACAGGGCCAAGGGCACCCCACCCGCAGGGCGCCCCGAGAAGGUGCGCACGGACAAGAGAGGCCUGCAGGCCAGCGGACCCCGGCCUGCAGCGGGCACCAAGAGGAAGCCGUCCGCGGCCAGCCCCGGGGCCGGCUCAGGGAAGGCCCAGCCUGAGAGGCCGCAGCCCAGCCCCACCAACGGGGGUCCCCGGGCUGGCCCCCAGGACCGGCCCAGUGGCGGCGGCGGUGGCGGGAAGGCCUGGGUGGGGAAGUUGGCAGAGCGCAAGACCCGCUCCCUGGACGAGGGGGCCGCCCGCAAUGCCCCCAAGCUGAAGAGGCGCGCCCUGAGCCACGCGGAGCUUUUCGGGGAUGAGAGUGAGGACGAGGCGCCCCCUGCCCGCCCCCCUCGGGCGCCCGCCCUCCCCAGCCUCAGCUCCAGCUCCGACUCAGACUCGGACAGCAGCAGGGAGUGGGGGCCGCCCAAGCGCCUCAAGGUCUCCCCGCCUCCCGCCUGCACCUCCAGUCUGGCCUCCCCCCCUCCCUCCUCCUCCUCCUCCUCCUCCUCCCCCUCCCCGGGGGCGGGUGCGGCCUCCGUGGCCGUGGACUACGCCGCCCUGGAGAAGGAGGUGGACUUUGACUCGGACCCCAUGGAGGAGUGUCUGCGCAUCUUCACCGAGUCCACUCGCGUCAAGACCCAGGACAGGGGCCGGCUGGCCCGGCAGCCCCCCAAGGAAGAUAAGACUGAGGACAAGGGCCAGGCGGGCCUGACCACGCUCUUCCCGGGGCAGAAGAGAAGGGUUUCGCACCUGACCAAGCAGGGGAAGGAGGUGGAGCCCUCAAGGAGGGUCCCGGCGCCUCCUGCCCGGCCCCCCAGCGCCCAGGAAGUGUGCUACCGGCGAGCCCAGCAGGCCCAGCAGGACUCGGCCCGGUGGCUGCUUUCCGCCCAGAAGCCUUCGUCCUCGUCCUCCUCCUCCUCCUCUUCCUCCUCUGUGCACAUCUCGGCACCCGGCGAGAAGCGGAGAAUAGCUCACGUGCCCAACCCCCGCCUGGCUGCAGCCCCCGCAGGUGCCAAGAGGACCCUGGCGGCCAGCAGCAGCCAGCCCCCCAAUGGGCCCGAGCUGGGUGGGCAGCCCCUGAAGACGCGCACGCUGUCGGGGAUGGCAUCCAAGACGACCAGCACCGUCACCCCCAAACGCGUCGCUCACAGCCCAUCUCUUCAGAGUCUAAAGAAGCCCGUUAUCCCCAAAGAAUUCGGGGGCAAAGUCCCCACCGUCAUCCGCCAGCGAUACCUCAACCUGUUCAUCGAGGAGUGCCUCAAAUUCUGCCCCUCCAGCCAGGAGGCCAUCGAGAAGGCGCUGAAUGAGGAGAAGGCGGCCUUUGACCGCAGCCCCAGCAAGAACAUCUACCUGAACGUGGCCGUGAACACACUCAAGAAACUGCGCGGCCUGGUCCCCAGCGCCGGGCCCGGCAUCACCAAGCCCAGCAGCCGGAGGUUGGUGUCCCACGAGGUGGUGUUGGGCGGCAAGUUGGCUGCCAAGACCAGCUUCUCGCUCAGCCGGCCCAGCAGCCCCCGCGUGGGGGACCUCAAAGGCGUCGCCCUGUACGGCCGCCUCAAGGACUACCUGCUGAGCGAGGGCCAGCUGCAGGAGAACGGCUUCCCCUUCCCGCACCCUGAGCGGCCCGGCGGCGCCGUCCUCUUCACGGCCGAGGAGAAGAAGCCCAAGGACUCCUCAUGCAGGAUCUGCUGCCGCUGCGGGGCCGAGUACCUGGUGCUGCCGUCGGGCCGCUGCGUGCGCCAGGAGGAGUGCGUGUACCACUGGGGGCGGCUGCGGCGGAACCGGGUGGCCGGCGGCUGGGAGAACCAGUACAUGUGCUGCUCGGGCGCCGUGGGCUCCACCGGCUGUCAGGUGGCCAAGCAACACGUGCAGGACGGCAGGAAGGAAAACCUGGAGGGGUUCGUGAAGACCUUCGACAAGGAGCUCGCCGAGGGGGCGCACCCGGGGAUCUACGCCCUGGACUGUGAGAUGUCCUACACGACCUACGGCCUGGAGCUGACGCGCGUCACCGUGGUGGACACCGACAUGCAGGUGGUGUACGACACCUUCGUCAGGCCUGACAACGAGAUUGUGGACUACAACACGCGGUUCUCAGGGGUGACGGAGGCCGACCUCGCCGAUACGAGCACCUCGCUCCGCGACGUGCAGGCCGUCCUGCUGAGCAUGUUUAGCUCCGACACCAUCCUCAUCGGACACAGCCUGGAGAGUGACCUGCUGGCCUUAAAGGUCAUCCAUAGCACCGUGGUGGACACGUCCGUGCUCUUCCCACACCGCCUGGGCCUGCCCUACAAGCGCUCCCUGCGGAAUCUGAUGGCUGACUACCUCAAACAGAUCAUCCAGGACAAUGUGGACGGGCACAGUUCCAGCGAGGAUGCCAGCGCCUGCAUGCACCUGGUGGUCUGGAAGAUCCGCGAAGAUGCCAAGACCAAGCGGUGACCCCCCCCUGCGCCGCCCUCCCCCCUACCCCGCCACCCUGCCCGCCCGCCUCCAAAACAGUGCAAUAAAUCUCGAGAGCUAGCCCUGUCCGCGUCGCCCCGCAGGACACGGGGCCGAGAGCACAGGACGAGCAGGCACCACCCCCACCCCACCCCGAGACUCCUGCUGGCCUCCCCCCACCCCACCCCGACCCCCAGCAGUGCGGCCGCCAGCUUCUCUCUGUGGUGGUAUGGGGGGGACGUGCAUCACAGGUGGGGGGCUUGGAACGGGGGUCCUCUUUCAUUCUUUUGUAUUGUUCUUUUUAUUAUUUUUAAUUUAAACCUGAUAACUUGCUAAGUUGUCUUCCCCUUCCUCCGUGGCACCAGACCCUAGUUCUGUGUCGUGUCCGCCCCUCAUUCCCACAAACGACCGUGGGGGCUGGGAAUCGCCCAGAAUCCCCCCUUAGUAGUUCUAGCCCCGCCUAGAUGUGGGCCGUGGGAGCCGGCCGCCUCCGCUCCUCAGGUGAGCCAAGGCCCCCCACCCUGGCCCCUUCCCUCUCCCUGGCAGGGACUGAAUAAAUGUUUGUAUGAAUUUUA